AUGAACUCACCCACGGCUUCAGAUGGCCCAGCGUCGCCAUCAAGUCGAAGAUUCUCUCGUUUUGCCAAACGCGGCAAGCUGAGAAAUGGAACCUUCAUUCUACCCGGUACAGGCGAACGAGUACGUCGCCAAAUAACUCUCCGCAAUCCUGCAAACUUCGACGGACAAUCAAGAGGGGAACUAGACCCUCCAUUCCUUCGCCGAACAUACUCGCGGGUUGGCACAAUUAGGACAGCCCUUGGCAAGUCCUCAGAUGCUGGGAAAGAGUUCUGGAAAUGGCUUCAUACCCCUACGGCUAAGGGUAUCCUGAAAUGUUCCCUGGCGUAUGUGUUGGGGAGUAUGGGGACGUUCUUCCCGCCCUUCGCGAGUUUCUUGGGGCAUCAAGAUGGGAAACAUAUGGUUGCUACUAUUACCGUCUACUUUCACCCCGCGAGAUCUGCGGGAUCGAUGGAAGAGGCUGGCAUGCUGGGGAUUGCGGCAUUCCUAUAUGCGACCUUUAUCUCGAUUUCUAGUAUGGCAACCUCGGUGUUCUUUGAAACACAGAUGGAUCUUAUCGAGCUAGGUUACGCUAUGGUACUCAUUGUAUUUUGUGGAGGAGGACUGGGAUUCAUCGGUUGGUUCAAGCAGGCAUAUAACUCGCCGCUUGUGAGUGUUGCUUGCAGUCUGGCUAGUCUUGCCAUCAUCACGGUGUUGACCAAGGAGAAUGCCAUUCAAGUUGGGGUGUUCUCAAACGAUAAGAUUAUACAAGUGAUGAAGAUGGUCAUCAUGGGAAUCACUUCGACAUCUAUUGUUAGUCUUCUCGUAUGGCCUGUUUCAGCACGUACAGAGCUUCGAAAUACCAUGAUCAAGACAACGGACUCCCUCGGAAACAUGCUUACAAUGAUCACCGGAGGCUUUCUCAGUGGAUCAGAGGCAGAUCUUCGAUCGUCAGCAUUUACCAAUGCCUUAAACACGUAUAAAUCAGUCUUUACACAGCUUACUAAGAACCUCAAGGAGGCCAAAAUGGAGCAUUAUGUGCUUGGGACUGAAGAUCAAUACAAGCAUGAGGCUAGCCUUGUGAACUGUAUGCAGAGGCUAGCUCAGUCUAUAGGUGGUUUGCGAAGUGCAGCAAUGACACAGUUUACCUUACUACGAGAGAAUACGAAAGGCAGCAGUACCCCGAUCAACUCCAACAGGAUGCUACCGGAAAUAGGCUCCAUUUCAUCGGUUCUUAACAUCAGGCAAGAUCAAUUUGCGGUGCUAACAGCAAUCGAGGAAGCUUCUGAAGAAGGGAGCGGGCCCGAAGAUGCUAAUACUUAUCACCAUUCAAGGAAUCCGACUGGUGGCAGCAUUUCAAGUAUAGCAAGCUACCCUAUGCCAACUGUCAAAACACCUUCAGAGAUUUUCUCUCGGUUCAUCACGCAUCUGGGACCUUCUAUGAAAUCUCUGGCCUAUACUCUUUCUCAAAUCCUUGAAGAAUUGCCGUUUGGUGAUGGUCCUCGCUAUGCUAUCACCAUAAAUGAGCAUUUCAAGACAAGCUUGACCGAUGCACUAAAGCUGUAUAGUAGCGCUCGAUCUGAGGCAUUACGGGAGCUUUACAAAUCAAAAGAACUUGAUCGCGACAGGUCCGAAAGUAUCGAAGCGGAUUUUGAGGAAGUAGCUGCCAGUUGUGGUCACUUCAGUUUUUCACUACAGGCAUUCGCUGACGAGAUGCAAACCUACUUGAGCAUCCUCGAGGACCUAAAAGAUGAGAUCGAGUCAUCGAGGCGUCGCUCAUGGAAGUGGUUGCUGUUUUGGCGGAGUUCUCAGCAUCCGAAAACCCAGAACUCCGACCCGGAGCAGGAGAGUCUCAUCGACCAAAAUGCGGAGACUGAGGUCCCGAAAGGUAUUUCAAGCAUUCAGUUUCAGGGGCGGUCGCCGAAGACUUGGACAUCUGAGACAGAAGGGAAGGGCGGCGCAAAGGCAGGAUUAUACCGGAAACUUUUCCAUAUAUUGAGAAUUUUGGGACGAGAUGAUGUACGUUUCGCAGUAAAGGUUGGGCUUGGGGCUUCAAUCUACGCUCUUUUUGCUUUCAUUCCAUUGACCAGGCCUUUCUACCAACACUGGAGAGGAGAGUGGGGUCUGUUGUCGUAUAUGCUCGUUUGCAGUAUGACCAUUGGAGCCUCCAACACGACUGGCUGGGCUCGUUUUAUUGGUACUUUCAUUGGAGCUAUCCUUUCCGUUAUCGCAUGGGUUAUUUGUCAAGGCAAUCCCUUCGCAUUAGCUUUUUGCGGGUGGCUCGUCAGCUUACCGUGUUUCUACCUCAUCGUCGCUAAGGGCAGAGGUCCUUUCGGCAGAUUCAUCAUGCUUACUUACAACCUCUCCUGCUUGUAUGCCUACAGCUUGUCGAUAAAGGAUGACGAUGAUGACGAUGAUGAAGGAGGAGUCACGCCAAUCAUUACUGAAAUCGCAGUGCAUAGAGUGGCCGCUGUUUUAGCCGGGGUCCUUUGGGGUCUAAUUAUUACAAGAGUUGUUUGGCCUAUCUCUGCUAGGCAGAAGUUCAAGGAUGGGCUUUCGUUGCUUUGGCUGCGAAUGGGAUUGAUCUGGAAGCGAGACCCUCUUUCUACACUUUUAGAAGGAGAGUCGCAACAUGCCUACAUGAAUUUGCGGGAGGAAUUUGCACUUCAGAGAUAUGUCUUGCGCCUAGACAACCUCAGAGCAGCAGCAGCGAGCGAGUUCGAAUUGCGUGGACCAUUCCCCUCUAAGCAGUAUGCGCGUAUCAUGGACUCUACCAACAAAAUGCUUGACGCCUUCCACGCCAUGAAUAUAGUGAUUCAAAAGGAUCUUAACGCCAGCAAAGGUGAAACCUCACUCCUACGGUACACCGCAAACGAAAGAGCAGACCUCUGCUUCCGCAUUAGCCAUCUAUUCCAGGUACUUGCUAGUUCCUUGAAACUGGAAUUUCCCAUGAACGAUGCUCUACCCAGCACCUCGAAUGCCCGAGAUAGAUUACUUGCGAAGAUAUUUCACUAUCGUAAGAAUUUGGGGAUCGAGGAAGGGGAGGAGGUGGCGAGAGAUGAGGAUUAUGAGUUGUUAUAUGCGUAUACCCUUGUUACGGGGCAGCUAGCGGAGGAGAUCAAGAAGGUUGAGAAGGAGGUUGAGGCUUUAUUCGGGGUUAUGGAUGAUCAGCUACUGGAGCUGCAGUGA
This is a messenger RNA of Lachnellula hyalina, 3165 nucleotides long. RefSeq lists its product as uncharacterized. The coding region runs from base 1 to 3165 and encodes 1054 amino acids. The record is from RefSeq and is a predicted model, not a curated record. Lineage: Eukaryota; Fungi; Ascomycota; Leotiomycetes; Helotiales; Lachnaceae. The transcript has 5 exons.